Molecule: messenger RNA, 1902 nt
Organism: Salmo salar (Atlantic salmon)
Lineage: Eukaryota; Metazoa; Chordata; Actinopteri; Salmoniformes; Salmonidae
Gene: dyl2
Product: Dynein light chain 2, cytoplasmic
Biological process (GO): microtubule-based process
Cellular component (GO): cytoplasmic dynein complex
Molecular function (GO): dynein intermediate chain binding
Source: RefSeq, a predicted model, not a curated record
GGCAAGGAUGGAUGCUUGGAGCCGGAUCAGAGGAGCGUUUAGGGAAGGGAUAGGCAAGAAUGGAUGCUUGGAGCGGGAUCCAUUUUCCAGGAAUCAAAUCAAUUGAACUAAUUAAGGAAUCCUAGAUGCAACUUUUUGAAUGGCCCAGUUUAUUUCAAUUUUUGAGCGGUAAAUAUGCGCAGAGUCAAAGGAUAUGGAUAAGGAUUAUUUACGUUUUUGGAGUAAGAAAAGGAAACUGAGGACCAGGAAGUUGGAUCAAAGAAUGGAAGGAGACAUAGGAGUCUGUGUCAACGAUGCAUUGUGGGAUGAAAUAAGAUGCUGGCAUAGAGGACCUGGUAGAAAAUGCUCGCAACACAAGAAGAGGUGGCAGCGCAGCCAAUCGCAGUGUGAAUUACCUGAUUUUGAAGUGGAACGUAUCUUCGUCUCCUACAUAAGGCAUCAUGACUGACAGGAAGGCAGUAAUCAAGAAUGCUGACAUGUCUGAGGACAUGCAGCAGGAUGCAGUGGACUGUGCUACCCAGGCCAUGGAGAAGUACAAUAUAGAGAAGGACAUCGCGGCCUACAUAAAGAAGGAAUUUGACAAGAAGUAUAACCCUACAUGGCAUUGCAUUGUUGGGAGGAACUUCGGCAGCUACGUCACUCAUGAGACAAAGCAUUUCAUCUACUUCUAUUUGGGGCAGGUGGCCAUCCUCCUCUUCAAGUCUGGCUGAGUUCUCUGAGGCCUGGAGUGCUUCUCCUCCCAACCUGGACUGUAAUGCACUGGUGGCUGAUGUCACAACUUCCCACACACUUCAAAUAUUAAAAUGAAAACAUACCAUGAUGAUACGCAACUGGCUGUGCGCAACUGCAUGGACUAAGAUGUACCAUAUUUAAUGUGUAUAUGUUACAGUACAAAUACUACUUUCACUAGUUGCCAUAAAAUGCAACUGGAAGAGAUUUUUGUUAAUGCUGUUCUACAUUUUGUUAUACUUAAGUUGUAAAUGCUUUAACAGUGGCCUUUGAUUGUAUAAUAAAGGAAAGCUAGAGAAUGUAGUCGUGCAUCUGCUUUACCCCAGAGAGCUGUUUUGUUUUCAGUGAUUCCUGUGCUACUGUUUAAUGUGCUUAGUUGCUCCAGACCUUGAACUACUACAGCAGUUUGUAAUGCCUGUAUCUUGCCAGAGGUACAAGUGAGACUAGCACAAUUUAUUUGGACACAUCUUCCCAGAUUUUCAACUGCUGUUAAUGAUCCCUUUUCCAGUCAUAUCUCAUAGGUGGAAUGUCUCCUCUGGCAUAGCAAGGGUGUUGGCAAUUUCCUAUUGCUAGUUGAGUUCCUAUGUUAACAUGCAGAUGUUUUCAGAAUGGUGGCUUGGAGGUUCCAUUUGCAGAGUGUUGACACCAUCUGUACUUGAACCUAUUCUGGCUGUGCAACAAAGGACUGAAUGUUGGCAUUCCGGUCCUUUUGUAGACUUAACAUAUCUUGGUGAUUUGUUUAACUGCAUCUGCCUUGUUGGUAGUUUCUAUUCUGUUUAUGGUUUGAUACAAAUUUCUAUAUGAUUUGCACAGGUGUACCUCUUCUCUCCAUGGGCAUGGGAGUACAACUGCACUUCACUGAAGGAAUAAUUGGGUUUUUGGCAAUGAGGCCCUUUAUCUACUUCCUCAGCUGAACUUGUGGAUUCCUUUUGUUGGACCAGUAGGAAGUUGGAAAUGGUUUGGCACGCUAAUUAGUGUUGGUGCAAUGAAUGGAAGUUGCUUGUAGAUACCACAUACUUCCAAACAUUGCUUUAACGCAUCUAAAUAACAUCCACGAGUUCUGACUCCAGGGAAUUAAAUGAAGGGCCUCAUUGACAAAAUCCCAAGUAUCCCUUUUAAAGGGGUAAAGUUGCCCAGUAAAACUUUAAUUUAGUCAAUAAAAUGUUAAAUCAA